Molecule: messenger RNA, 960 nt
Organism: Penicillium verhagenii
Lineage: Eukaryota; Fungi; Ascomycota; Eurotiomycetes; Eurotiales; Aspergillaceae
Exons: 3
Coding region: 1-960 (319 amino acids)
Biological process (GO): protein insertion into mitochondrial inner membrane from matrix
Cellular component (GO): mitochondrion; mitochondrial inner membrane
Source: RefSeq, a predicted model, not a curated record
AUGGCGUCCUCACUACGUCUGUCUGCUGGCAGCCUGGCUAGCAGUGCACGCUCAACCUCCGUUAUUGCGCAGACCCUUGCGCCGACUUCCCAACAAUCCCGAUCCUUUUCCCAGGCCUCGCAACGAUGGGCAAUCAAGGCCACCAACUUCGGGCCCAAGAACCUCGCUGGUCCUUCAAUGAAGGCCCGCACAAGAGAUGCUAUGAACGGCUCGCUGCCUAAUGAUAUCGGCAUAUUGCCGGGAACCUUCGUCCGGCCACUGUGGAGGGAUCUGCCCUCGAUCUUCCAGAACCCGCGGGAUCGGUGGCUGGUGGAAUGGACUGGGAUUAAGUCCUUUUUCCAGAACUUCAUGAGUUUGAUCAUCUACUGCAAGAAAGAUAACGAGUUCCCCCUCAUGCUGAAAGAACGACGAAAGAUUGCGCACCUCCUCUACACCGAUAUGUACACUGCCCUUGCAAGGGGUGAUAUUCCCGGCAUCCGUCGUCUUUGCGGAGACGGCCUUGCCAAGAACCUCAUCAUGCAGAUCGAGAACCGCCCCAAGAACCAGCAAGUGACCUGGAACCUCAUCAAAUGGCUCCGAAGACCCAGCACCUACUUCACCGGCCUCCGCGUCAUGGCAGACCGCGCCACCCAGAUUCCCGAAGUUCCCAACUCCGGCAUUCGCCAGAUCGUCCUGCGCGUCAACUCCCGACAGUCCAUGUCCAAAUCCACACCCGCGCCUGCUGGCCCCCGUGGAAAGACUCCCGCGGCCGCAGUCGUCGAGACACCCGCCAAGGAGCAGGACUGCACCGAAUACUUUGUCAUCCAGGAGAUUCGCUGGAACGGCGUCAGCACUGGAUGGCGCGCUUGGGGCCACGUCAAGCCCACGGAUCUUGAUACCAUUCACAGCGACCCUUACUUCGCCCCCGGCUUGACUGCUUUCGAGCGCAUGGAGGCUAUGAAGAAGAUGGCCGGCCAGUGA